Molecule: messenger RNA, 2709 nt
Organism: Nylanderia fulva
Lineage: Eukaryota; Metazoa; Arthropoda; Insecta; Hymenoptera; Formicidae
Molecular function (GO): acyltransferase activity, transferring groups other than amino-acyl groups
Source: RefSeq, a predicted model, not a curated record
CUUUUUUGCUCAUUUCGAUAAAUAGAAUACGCUCCUGAUGUAGCAAUUCACAUUUUUUAUUACACCUUGCAUAAUCUAUUUUCUCGUAAUGAGAUAUAUACGUAACAGAUUGAAAAAAGCGAGCCUGAGUGAACUAGAGUCAACAUAGAAAUGCAAUUUCUCCAUUGACGGAUGGUUGCAUAUGCUACGUAUAAUAAAAAAAAAGUAUUGCUUGCCGCAAAAAAUUCUUGCCAAACUACUGGAAACUCAUUCCAGGAGCGUCGUUUCUCAAUGCAGAAUGGGCCAAAAGGUUGGCCCAUAUUCUAUAGGUUUGGCUAUUUGCCAGACUUUUCUCUCGUUGUCGUCGUUGAUACGAUUCACCUAAUACCAAUCCUCCAAAAUGAUUUUGCUUGUGUGCUCUUUAGUUAAUUACCACUUCCGCAGUGCCAUAAAUUCAAUGGCUGUUGAUUAUUACGUUCGCGUACAUAACACACUAUUUUUCACAAAUAACAACGUGCUACCGAAGAAUUACGAUAUAGCGAUGGGAUUAAGUAUUUUACAACCAAACGGUUUGGUGUACGAGAGCGUCGGUGUCUUCUGUCCGAAUGAUCGGCUCGAGCUGCUUCGCCUUCUCCGAGAGGAGGACAUUUUGAUAGACUGGUCGAGACCUUUGUACAUUAAUUUCGUUCACUGCGGUAUCGCUGAGGAGUUGACGCGUCUUUACGAAGGUACUGGUACCAUCGAAACGGUCGUGGGUGAUGUCUGCGCGUGUGAUGUCGUCGAGGAAGAGAAACAGAGUCAGGAGAUGCCUGAUCCCGACGUCGAGGUGCUGCCUCUCAAGACCGAGCACGCUGAAGGAAUACACGAAUUAUAUCCGGCGAACGACAUGGAGUGCCACGAGAUCUUCCUCCGACUCAUUAGGACAUUACCAGCGGCGGGCGUGUUCGCGAAGGGCAGCUUGGCUGCUUGGAUGGUUCAAUCCUAUUACGGGGCCAUGUUCUCCAUGCAAACCAAGCCGGAAUAUCGUAGGAAAGGUUAUGGGACGAAAUUAGCAAGGUACCUGACAAAACGCGUAGCCGAGAGGGGGUAUUAUCCGUUUGUAGUGAUACGUCCAGAAAAUGAAGCUAGCCAAAGUUUGUACAAGAAGCUGGGCUUCAGGCGGCUUUAUCAACUCGUUCGAAUGAUUUUUAUGCCUUUCACGUGGCAAGAGAGCGAGAGUGACUCAAAUAUUCUUAGAGAUAAUUUGGAGAACGCUGUCAGGCAGCUCACAAUCGAGCAAAGAGUGAUAACGGCUCUGCGCGAGCAGGAAGAGAGCGAAGAGACGAUACGAGAACUUACGGGAAUUUCAGAGGACGAGUCGAUCGUCGACAAGUCUGAAGAAGGGAUAGAAGGUGAGGAGGAAGACACCAACGAAAAAGAACUUCUUGAAACCAUCGAGGAACAGGCUGAAGAGAGGAUAAACACUGCGGAGGACAACGGUACGGUAGCUGAAGAUGUAUCGGAAGUUGUGGAAGUUAACGGCUCUUGCGACUGCAAUGGCGACGAAUAAACUUAUAUAGGGAACGUUUAUAAACGAUUAGACGCGACGGUCCAUAAUUCACGUUUUGUUUGCUCGAAGACGAGCUCUUCGCCGCACGGAACCUUGAUAAACAGCGAAAUAUUUAGGUAAAUCGCGUAAGGAAGCAAAUCGUAAAGUUCUCUUAGGAAUGAUAUGCAAAUACUUAUAUAUCUGUAUAUCUUUUCUAACAGCUACUUGAAUCUGUAUUUAGUUCGAUAGAAAUAAACGUCCAUAAACUAAUGAUAAUUAGUACGAAUCAUAUUCAAGACAAUGACGUAUAGUGAAUAAUAUAACACAUUAUAUUUUUGAAUUAUUAUCGAAGAGAUUAAUUAAAAACAGAAAUUUUAUGAAGUGAGAAAUAUAGUAUCGAACGAGAGUUUUCAGUUCUCAUAUAUUAUAAUGCGAUUAAUGUGGGUGUAUAUCAUGUGCGCGAAGAGCUACUUUCUUCGAGCGAUAAAAACGAAAGAGUCAGAGAUAGAGAAUAUUUUAAGAAAUUUCGAUAUUACGCACCGCGUUCGUGCGAGGCUUCAAUAUUAUACGUACGAAGAAUCAAAAUUCCUCGUAUGAUUCCUCAUAUCAGACUCUUUCCAAAACUAACGUCGUGAAAAUCUCAGGUAUUGGAUAUAAUAGCUACGUUUUUAUCUUUGAGUUCUUAAUGUUAUAUAUCUCAUUAAAGUCUAUGCGAGAAUCAAUCUUAUUACGUUGGUAAAUAUAAUUUGAAAAAGAAAUACCCCCGCGAUAUCAGUAAUUUAUUCUAGAAGUGUCCAAGAAAACGCGUCUUAAUAUAUAUAUAAAAAAUAUAUAUAUAUAUAUUCAAGUAUAUUCACAAAUAUAUUUCUAAAUAAAUUAAAAUUAAAAUUUAAGUCUCACAAUGUAACGCGGUUGGCCAUUUACGCGUUUUUCCACGUGUGUUCCUCGCUUACUUUACGCCACAAUUAUUUAUCAAUAAAAAAAUAUGUAUUGUACAUGUAAGGUGCAUGAUAUGUAUUUAUUGGAAGUAUUUCGUAUUUUAGUGUUCUACAAUGUUUACCGAGUUUUACAACUCGUAAAACUGUUUACAUGUAUUGAUUUCUAGUGUUACACUUAAGUUAUAUAAAUAAAUGAGACUCUGUUGGUCUAGGCUUAUAUAUUCCAUUGAAUUUAAGUAAGUCUAAAUCGACAGUAAAAAUAUA